UGUCUGUCCUAUAUGUCAAGAAAGAAUGCCCCAUGACAUCUUGGAGGUUCAUGCCAGUGAAUGUGGGGAAAGAACAAUUGAUAAUACAAUGAAUGAUACUACCGAAUUGACGUUCAUGGGCAAUGAAAUGAACCACAGCACUCAAGUGACAUAUAUGAAUGAUGACUGGAAGACCCAUCCAGAUGCAGUAAGGGCUGCAUCUUUGUACACACAAGAAAUUCUCAGUCUCCACGAGACAGGGAAACCUCUUUUAAUGUCUAUGGAUUUAAGAUUGUGUGCUCAAGAGCAGGAGAGGGAACUUAUUAACUUCUACAAGCAACGAAAUGUAGAGUGGGCAUGUCCUGUUAAAUGUAAUCUUCAAGGGGACUCUGCAGUUGGUGAAGGAGUCACCAGACACUUUUUUUCAACAGUUCUUCAAAAACUGAAGUAUGGUUUCAAUUUAAAUUUGGGAAACACAGGUGUAACAUGCCUCUUUGAAGGAGAACCAGACCAUUUGGUGCCUUCUUCAGCACAGCUUCUAAUAGAAAGCGAUCUUUUCUUGGUAGCAGGAAGAAUGCUAGGCCACUCCUUUUUGCAUGGUGGCACGUGUCUUGCAGGCCUCAGCAGAGCUUUUGUUCAUGUUCUGUUUCACAGCUCAUCUGAUACAGCCACUUUGCAAUUGGAGGACUGUCCAGAUAUUGAUGUACGAGAGACCAUCAGCUUUCUCAGUGGAGAAGUUUCAUUGACCGAGGACCAAUACAGUAAAGUCUUAGAACUUUGUUUGGCUUGGGAUCUUCCUGGUCCAACAGAAGAAAAUAGAAGGUGGCUUUACGAGCGUCUGCUGUCACAUGCGGUUCUUGGGAGAAGAACACGCCAAAUGAAACAAAUCAAGCAGGGACUGAAAGACACCUUUGUUUGGCCCCUACUUACUGACAGGAAGGAUGUAGUGUUAUUCCCCAAGGAAUCUGAGGACCUAUGCACCCCUGAGAUGCUACUUUCAUGUAUUGACUGGCCUAACGAAAGCAAUAAUAGUGAUGAUGAUGACGACGACGAGUACCCAGCUGCUACUAAGAAAAGGAUUGCUGGAUUUUUAAAGCAGUUCAUCGAGUCAGGUACAUGUUUCAAAGUUUUAAGACCACAGUAGUUUCAGUUUUUAAGAGUUUAGUUCUAUGUGACCUACAGUAAGUGAAUGUUCGGAGGGGUCAAUACAGAUAAUACAGACUAAUAUUAUAUAUAUUGCCACAAAAAACGUUUUUUUUUUGUGAUUCUUCUCAUGUGAAUGUAUGCUUAAUUUCAUGGUUGUGCUAAUCGAAUGCACCUUGUAUGCACAGAAGGUUGUAGAUUUACAUUUACAUAAACAUGAAACUUAAACUAAACAAAAGUGACUAUUACUUACUUCCCUUAUGUAUUUUCAAUGCACACCAAUAAGGAUAUGAAUUGAUGUUCAAUGAGAAGUUUUUGAAUCGAAAAUAACUCUUUAAGUGGUUUAUAACUCUUUAAGUGGUCUCAACUUUAUAUUUCCUCGAUGCCUCAUGAAACCCAGCAGUUUCAUCGAAUAAAGGAUUGCAUAGUUGACUUAAAAAUGUGGAUGAGUAACAAUUUUUUACUACUAAACUCGGACAAAACAGAAGUGUUACUUACUGGACCGAAAACUGCUAUGCGUAACAACCAAGAAUACUGCUUAACGAUUGACGGUUGCUCCAUAAAAUCCUCGUCAUCAGCUAAGAAUCUUGGCGUUGUAUUUGACAGUACUCUCUCAUUUGAAAGCCAUGUCGCAAACACCUGUAAAAUUGCAUUUUUCCAUCUUAAGAAUAUAUCUAAAUUACGUCAUAUGCUGUCACUGUCAGAUGCAGAGAAAUUAAUUCAUGCAUUCAUGACAUCAAGACUAGAUUACUGUAAUGCACUUCUAGGUGGUUGCCCUGCGGGCCUAUUACAAAAACUGCAACUGGUUCAAAACGCGGCAGCUCGAGUUCUUACACGUACAAAAAAGUAUGAGCAUAUAACCCCGGUUCUGUCAACCUUGCACUGGUUACCUAUAAAGCAUCGCAUUAACUUUAAGAUCUUGCUUAUUACCUAUAAAGCCCUACAUGGUCUAGCGCCGCAGUAUUUGAAUGAACUUCUAUUGUAUUACAGACCACCACGUACAUUACGCUCUAAGGGGUCCUGUCAGUUGGUAAUACCUAGAAUUUCAAAAUCAAGUGCAGGUGGUAGAUCCUUUUCUUAUCUAGCGCCUAAACUUUGGAAUAUUCUUCCCUGCACGGUCCGGGAGGCAGACACACUCUGUCAGUUUAAAUCUAGACUAAAGACUCAUCUUUUUAAUCUUGCAUACACUACACCUCCAUAAUAUUAAUCCUCAGAGGAUUUAGGCUGCAUUAUUUAGAUCAACCGGAACCAGGAACACAUCCAACAACAAAUGAUGUACUUGUUGCAUCAAAGAGUGCAGAACAGUACUCUACUCUCAGCCAGUCUUGUCUCUUUGUUCCAAGGUUACCGCAGGAUGCAGUUCAUGCCCAGACCUGAUGGCAGAGCUGAGAAUGGGAAGCGGUGACCUGACAAGUGCUAAGAGGAUAGAGCUGGAUAAAGGACGCGACAACUUUGUUUUUUUUCUACAACAUUUCAAAUGCUAUUAGAUUGUUAAUGAUAAUCUUUAAUUUUUAUAUUUUUAUUAAGCCUUGUUGUGCAAGCACUGAUGAGCUUGUGCAGAGGCAGCAGCUUUUGCCAGAGGGGAACUGGAAUCCCCUGGUUGGGCCUGGGUUCCCCUGAGGUUUUUUUUCUCGAUGGGAGUUUUGGGUUCCUCACCACCGUUUGCAUAUUGUUUUGCACUAUCUGCCUGGCCGGGGGGGCUGCUUUAGAAUUCAUACUUGUAUUAAAUGUGUCUCAUGUACAGCUGCUUUGUAACAAUGAAAAUUGUAAAAAGCGCUAUAUAAAUAAAGUUGAGUUGAGUUGA
Triplophysa dalaica is the source of this 2926-nucleotide messenger RNA. RefSeq lists its product as uncharacterized. Bases 26 to 1123 code for a protein of 365 amino acids. The transcript is spliced from 8 exons. Lineage: Eukaryota; Metazoa; Chordata; Actinopteri; Cypriniformes; Nemacheilidae. The record is from RefSeq and is a predicted model, not a curated record. Gene Ontology annotation, molecular function: ubiquitin-protein transferase activity.